GGAAGGUCAGUCUUCAUUUGCUGAGGACAGGAUCCAGAGAAGAGCAGAACUCCAUGUCAGCUAUUACAAGUGCUGGGUGUACUUUAUCAAGCACCAGCAUGACUUUGCUGAGAGGUAUCAUCAUUCAGAUACUCUGGGCUUUCUAUGCUAAGGGACAAGUGCCAGUAUGUGAACAGCCGCCUGAUGUUGAUUUUGGCAAUAUUAUUAGUGGUGAGAAAUCGCAAUAUGUGGAGAGUGACUCUGUGCAGUACGGCUGCUAUCCUGGAUACACACUGGCAGGAUCUGAACGGAUAACGUGUUAUGGGAGAAACUGGAUGCCAGCGCCAAAAUGUUUGGCACCAUGUACCAUCACAAAACAGCAACUGGAGGACAAAAAACUGCUUCUGUCCAGUGGCCGUAGACGUACAAUAAUGGUUGUAAAUGAUCAAAUAGUGGAAUUUUCCUGCAGUGAAGGAUAUAACCCCACAGAACCUUCAGCCAGGAAGUGUGUUGAUGGACACAUAGAUUUUCCACUGUGUAUCUCUGCGACAGGAAAGAAAUGUGGACGUCCACCUAUUGUUGUUAAUGGAGAUAUAACUACUUUUUUGCAAAAAGAGUAUGCCUCAGGCUCUUCUGUGGAAUACAAAUGCCAAAAGUUUUAUUCAGUGAAAGGGCAAAAUAAAUCUUUCUGUAACAAUGGAAACUGGACAGAAACACCAAUUUGUGAGGAGCCAUGUGUUAUCUCUCAGGAAGAAAUGCAAAACCGUGGCAUAGAGCUGACUGAGGCAUACAAUGGAAAACAAUACAUACAACAUGAUGAUUUUGUUGUGUUUAAGUGCAAAUCAGGACAUGUACCCCAGGCAUUUUUAUCUCCUGAUUUCACUGUGUGGUGUCAUUCAGGCAAUAUUGUGUAUCCCCAGUGCAAUAAAGAUGUGUUAGGAAGGUGUGGCCCCCCACCUUCUAUUCAAAAUGGAGACAUCAUUUCUGACCUAUUGCCAGUAUAUGCAGCAGGCUCUUCAGUGGAAUACAAAUGUCGAAGUUUUCAUGGAAUGACAGGAUCCAAAAUAAUCACAUGUCGCUUAGGAAAAUGGACAGCCCCACCAGUAUGCUCAGAGGCUGCUAGAAAGUGUGGGCACCCACCUGCUAUUGAUAAUGGAGACGUCAUGGCCUUCCUACAGAAAGAAUAUGACUCAGGUUCAAGAGUGGAAUACAAGUGCCAAAGUUUUCAUAGAAUGAAGGGAUCUGCCUUUGUUAGCUGUGAGUCUGGCCAAUGGACAGACCCACCAGUUUGCUUAGAGCCAUGUACAACAUCCCCAGAAGAUAUGGAGAAAAACAAUAUUGGGCUGAAAUGGAGCUCGAAAACAAGAUUGUAUUUAGAAAGUGGAAACUUUGUUGAAUUUGACUGUAAAAAUGGAUAUGUGAAGGAUCCAGCAUCUUCUGCAUUUAGAGUACAGUGUGUGGAGGGGAAAUUGGCAUAUCCUAAAUGUAAGAGAAAAGAGUUAUGUACAACAUUCCCAGAAGAUAUGGAGAAAAACAAUAUUGGGCUGAAAUGGAGCUCGGAAACAAGAGUGAAUUUAGAAAGUGGAGACUUUGUUGAAUUUGACUGUAAAAAUGGAUAUGUGAGAGAUCCAACAUCUUCUGAAUUUAGAGUACAGUGUGUGGAGGGGAAAUUGGCAUAUCCUAAGUGUAAGAAAAGAGAGCCAUGUACAACAUCCCCAGAAGAUAUGGAGAAAAACAAUAUUGGGCUGAAAUGGAGCUUGAAAACACAGCUUAAUUUAGAAAGUGGAAACUUUGUUGAAUUUGAAUGUAAAAAUGGAUAUGUGAGGGAUCCAACAUCUUCUGCAUUUAGAGUACAGUGUGUGGAGGGAAAAUUGGCAUAUCCUAAAUGUAAGAGAAGAGGUACUUCAGAAUGAAUAAAAAGAAGCAUCAAA
Molecule: messenger RNA, 1910 nt
Organism: Trachemys scripta elegans
Lineage: Eukaryota; Metazoa; Chordata; Testudines; Emydidae
Product: coagulation factor XIII B chain-like
Exons: 11
Coding region: 54-1892 (612 amino acids)
Source: RefSeq, a predicted model, not a curated record